Carassius auratus (goldfish) is the source of this 592-nucleotide messenger RNA. RefSeq names its product XK-related protein 4. Gene Ontology annotation, biological process: engulfment of apoptotic cell; phosphatidylserine exposure on apoptotic cell surface; apoptotic process involved in development. The transcript has 2 exons. The record is from RefSeq and is a predicted model, not a curated record. Gene Ontology annotation, cellular component: plasma membrane. The annotation marks the transcript as partial. NCBI's taxonomy places the organism in Eukaryota, Metazoa, Chordata, Actinopteri, Cypriniformes, Cyprinidae.
GUACUUACACACCAUCUACCUGGGCAUCAGGAGCAGGCAGAGCGCAGAGAAUGACCGCUGGAGGUUCUACUGGAGGAUGGUGUACGAGUAUGCUGACGUCAGCAUGCUCCACUUAUUGGCCACGUUCCUGGAGAGCGCACCUCAGCUGGUGCUCCAGCUCUGUAUCAUCAUACAGACUCACAAACUCCAGGCUGUGCAAGGGAUUACAGCAGCUGCUUCUCUGGUGUCACUGGCCUGGGCUCUGGCCUCCUACCAGAAAGCCUUGCGUGAUUCCCGCGAUGACAAGAAGCCCAUCAGCUACCUUGCUGUCAUCAUCCAGUUCUGUUGGCACUUCUUCACCAUCGCUGCUCGCGUAGUGACCUUCGCUCUCUUCGCCUCAGUAUUCCAACUCUACUUCGGCAUCUUCAUCGUGCUGCACUGGUGCAUCAUGACCUUCUGGAUCGUACACUGCGAGACCGAAUUCUGCAUCACCAAGUGGGAGGAGAUCGUCUUUGACAUGGUGGUGGGAAUCAUUUACAUCUUCAGCUGGUUCAACGUGAAGGAGGGACGCACCCGCUACCGUCUCUUCAUCUACUACUUCAUGAUCCUGGAG